Molecule: messenger RNA, 2071 nt
Organism: Centruroides sculpturatus (bark scorpion)
Lineage: Eukaryota; Metazoa; Arthropoda; Arachnida; Scorpiones; Buthidae
Product: iroquois-class homeodomain protein IRX-6-like
Exons: 5
Coding region: 321-1955 (544 amino acids)
Biological process (GO): regulation of transcription by RNA polymerase II; neuron differentiation; cell development
Cellular component (GO): nucleus
Molecular function (GO): DNA-binding transcription factor activity, RNA polymerase II-specific; RNA polymerase II cis-regulatory region sequence-specific DNA binding
Source: RefSeq, a predicted model, not a curated record
CUAUGUGCACUAAGCGCAGUCUCUCGCUUCUCGUCAAGUGGUUGGGACGUUUUCACGUGGUUCCACUAAAGUUGUUUUUUGGACUAACUGGCCAUGAAUCUGGUUGAUAUCUACCUUUCGUCCACAUAGUUUCCAGGCAGUGCUACCGAUUUUCUACAGUCGCCGACCCGAUAUCACCUUUUUGCCCCCCUCCCUCCACCACCAAAAGCACCACCGUGUCUUCGCCAGGGACUGACGGCAGGGACUCGGGGGCCAGCUGUGAAGGGAGGGCGAGUCCCUGCGAGGGACAGACCGCAUGUGCAACCAGCAACAUCUCUAAGAUGUCAUGUUCUCAAUUCGGCUAUACCGGUAACCCAACUACCACCCAGCUGCUGAUGGCUGGCCAGACAACGGGUCAGCAACUGCAUGGGACCUCGAGUACAGCCGGACAACCAUGCUGCGAGUCAGGUCGCCCGGUGAUGACCGACCCCAUAACCGGCCAAACUGUGUGUUCGUGCCAGUACGAUGCCCAGUUGAUCAACUAUCAGCGAUUGGCGGCAUCCGGCCUGCCGCUCAACAUGUAUGGUACGGCGGCCGCUGCUGCAGCUGCUGCAGCCUUCGGUGGUGACCAAGGAUUUCUUCCUUUAAGUGCCGAGCAGUCUGCCUUCUACUCGCCUUCAGCGAACGGGUUUGACCUGAAGGACAACUUGGAAGCUUGGAGGAGUUUGCCAUACGCAGCUUCUGUUUACUAUCCUUACGAAUCAGCAGCUUUGGCCGGUUAUCCAUUCCCCAACGGUUAUGCUGUCGAUUUAAAUGGUGCCAGAAGAAAAAAUGCCACAAGGGAAACCACAAGCACUCUAAAAGCAUGGCUGAACGAACACAGGAAGAAUCCCUACCCCACUAAAGGGGAGAAAAUCAUGCUAGCCAUCAUAACCAAAAUGACUUUGACUCAAGUCUCCACCUGGUUUGCUAAUGCCAGGAGGAGGUUGAAGAAGGAGAACAAGAUGACGUGGUCGCCUAGGAAUCGUUGUGACGAUGAUGACCCCGACGUCGACGGGGGUGACGACGGAGCGGGGAGGACAAAAGACGGCGAUAAUGACGCUUCGAGUAAAGACGGUGGUUCCGCCGACGAAGACAGGCACGCAGAUCGGGUUCAAGACAUGGAAGGUUUAGACGAGGGCAAAGUGGAGUUUGUCGACGUGGACGAUGACUCCAAGUCUUGCGAAUCAGCCAUCAACGAUCUUCACGUGCAUACAAACAGCUCCGACAAGGAGAACCGCUUCGUGAGUAAACCACCGACCAUCAGCCCUGUUUCAGAGGGUUUAGGCACGGACUCCGAGUCUUCCCAGGCAUCUCUUCUGUCACCGUCUGCCGGCAGCACGGGUGGCACCGUAACGGAUUUGCCCACCACACCCAAGCCACGCAUCUGGUCUCUGGUGGACACGGCCACUUCGGGUGCCGGUACCAAUUCGGGUGCGGGAUCCUCGGCUCUUCCUACAGUGACGUCACCGGGAGCCGCCCGAUUGAGUCCUCUUCACCGCGCCGCUCGAUUGGAGUACUUAUCACCUUAUCCUAAGCCACAACCCGCCUGGUACGCCGGAACGUUAGGUGGUAUCAAUGCCACCAAUGGUGUACCGGGAUCGUUCCCGCUUUCUGCUGUAUACACGUGCCCUCCAAUUGUCAACCCGGCUCUUUCUUCAAUGACAUCACCCACUUCGACAGGGUCCUCGCCCCUACCGGGAUCUGCCGUCCUCACCGAAUCCUCAGCAUCGGCCGUCAGCUCUUUGAACAGGUUACGCACGGCGGCUGCAGCCUUCCCCACCGCCGACAUACACAAAACUGUUGUGGCCACGGCUGCCGGUACCGGUCCCGGAAGCGGAACUGUAUUCAGUCUAGGUGUACCGGGGGCUAGGUUGAUGUCUGCUUCUUCCUCUGCACCCUCGGCCACAGGAGGACAGAGUAGGGUGGUGUCGUGAUUGCUCCACUUCGCUCGGACGUCAUCCUAACAUCCAAUUUAGUGCCGUGCCAAGCACGCAGCUCAUAGAACACCACCAAAAUAAGUCUAUAUAUAUAUAUAUAUAUAAAUAUAUAU